Molecule: messenger RNA, 2178 nt
Organism: Rotaria sp. Silwood1
Lineage: Eukaryota; Metazoa; Rotifera; Eurotatoria; Philodinida; Philodinidae
Source: the annotation of a GenBank genome assembly
AUGGAUCGGGACAAUGCUAAUGCAACCCGUCUACGUGUCAAUCGUAUAGCAUUAAUUCAACAAAUUGAUACUCAAGAACUCAUACCUAAACUUAUUCGUGCUCAUAUUAUUUCUCCUGAUCAUGAUGUACAAUAUAUUAAUCAAGGUACAUCAAGAAUUGAUCGUGCACGUCGUUUAAUUGAUAGUCUUCUUAAAAAACAUCCUGACCAUGCUAACCGUCCAGCUAACUGGUUUUUAUUAUUUCGCAGUAUUCUUCUAGAAAAUCAAUCUGUCUAUAAUGAUCUUGUAACUGCGCUUGAUAAUACAAUAAUUCGAGCACCAAAUUUGACGCAUUCUAAAUCAUACUUAUUUACAAAUAGAUCAAAUGUUAGUCAAGUAAAUGAACAUCAAGAUGGUAUUAAUCAAGAUUCAAUUCAGAAAACUCAACAACAACAAAAUAAUGAACCAAAGAAAAAUUUAACUACGAUCAAUAAUUACCAACAUCAUAUAAAAAAUAUUGAAUUCGAUCGAUAUGUUAUGAAUAAAGUUGUAAUUGAAGGUAGUUUUCAAAAAGUUAUCGACAAUCUUACUUAUCAUUCACAAAUUCCUGAACAUUUAUUUGAUCAACUCUCGCAUUCUACUAAUGCUUAUGAUCAUGAACAACUUUAUACUGAACAAAAAGUUUUUGAUAACAUGUGUCGUAUUGAAUUAUUAAUUAAUUUAAUAAAACAAGAAAAAUCUUUAUCAAAUCAAAAUAUAUUUGAUACAGAAAUAAUUGAUUUACUUCUUGAUGAUACACUACAUCAACAUCAUUUUUAUAAAUAUUUCUUUUCACUUUCAUCUAUUUAUGGUAUACAUUAUGAUCAAAAAUUUGUUUAUGCAUUAAAAGAUUCACUUAAUACACAAAAUAAUAUAUUAAAUAUUGUUGAAAAAGGUUUUUUAUUAAAUCAAUUUUUAUAUAAUUAUGGACGAUAUGAAUUAUGUCAACAAAUAAUUGAAUCUAUUGUACAAUCAUUAACAAAAUUAGUUAAACAACAUAAUCAAAAAUCUAUUAUUUGGACAUAUUUAUUUCGUGGAUGUUGUGCACUUGUACAAACACAUAAUCAAAGUUUUCAAAUACAACAAGCAUGGGCAAGAAUUGAAGCAGCUAAUGAAAUUGCUGAUACUCUUAAAACAACUGGAAUAGAAAUUCCUAAUAAUGAAUAUGCUUGGUUUUAUUCUGUAAUAUCUCAAACAGCUUACGAAGAUGCAAAUUUUGAUGCUUGUAUACAAUAUAGUUAUAAAGGUCUUAAAUUAGUUGAUAAAAAUAAUCAUUCAUUAAUUAUUGAUUUACUUUGUUCACUUACACAUGGUUUGACAUCAAAAUGGAUUAUGAAUAAAGCACAAGCAACAGCUCUUAUGACUGUACAAUAUGCUGCGAAAUAUUGUGGUAGAAAUAGUCCGAAAUAUAUUCAUGCACUUCAACAAUUAGUGCAAUAUUCAAAUGAAUUUAUACAAGAUCAAAGUUCUGUUGAAUUAGCACAGUAUACACUUGAUCGUGCUCGAAUUGUUUACGGAUAUGAAUCACUAACUGUUGCACACUGUCAUCGAGCUUUAUCCAAAAGUUUAAUAAAUCUUGCUUCAAUAGCUAAUUCUCGUCGUAAAAUUCAAGAUCCACUAUUUGACGAUAAUUUUAAUUAUUAUCCGAAUAUAACAACAAAAGAUUUAUCAUCAUCUGAAUACCUUUAUCAUGCUCAUGAAGCAUUUCGUAUUGCUCAAGAUUGGUUUGGUGUUGAAGAUCGUAUACGUUUAUUUCCAUUUAAAAUGAGUUUAGCUCAUGCGUUACAAGCACAUAUUUCAAUUAAUUUAUCUGACAAAAACAAUACUUAUUUUGAAGAUGCUAUGGAAUUACUUAAUGAUUGUCUUUCGAUUGCACAAGAUAUAUUUGGCUCAAUGAGCUUUAAAGUAGCACAAGUACAUCGAUUACAAUCAGCAACAUAUCUUAGUAAAAAAAUGUAUAAUGAAGCUGAACGAGAAUUAAAUAUAUGCUUACAAAUCUAUAAACUUUGCUUACCACCAAAUAGUUUUCAUUAUCUUGUAACAAAUGCAAGUUUAGGUUUACUUUAUAAACAACAACAAAAUUAUGAACAAGCAUUAAUAUCAUUUCAAAAUAUUGCUGAAUCAUUAGGUAAAUUUUUUUUCAUUAUAAUUCAAUUAUAA